CUGAAAGAGAGGACAAGAAAGGGAAGGCAGCACGUAGAAUCAGACGGCUUAGAUUAUUCUCAGCCCCGAAGUUUCGAUUCUUAUUAGUCUCCGGAAGGUUCAAGAGUAGUUCAAAUAGUUGAGUAGGUUUCUCUCUGUUUGGCGUUUCUUAUCCAAAACUCACCUGCUACUUCUCUUUUCUUCUCCCUCACUAAACCCUAAACGCUCUAUAGUUAAAGAAAGAGUAGAUGGCAUCUACAUUUGCUGCGAUGUCAUCCGCUGGCUCGUUGGCUGCUCCAAGCAGUCGCGUCACAGACAUGAAGUUCCAAAAGCUGUCAUCGUCGUCCUCCAUUUCCUCGUGUUCUUUCGUCAGAAGGCAAAAUUUCGUUAGAAGAACGCCUUCGCCAAGGAUUUCUGCCAUGGCCAAAGAGCUGCAUUUCAAUAAGGAUGGCUCUACCAUCAAGAAACUACAAACGGGUGUCAACAAACUCGCGGAUCUUGUUGGUGUGACCCUUGGUCCUAAAGGCAGGAAUGUUGUCCUUGAGAGCAAGUAUGGCUCCCCAAAAAUUGUUAACGAUGGUGUGACUGUGGCGAGAGAGGUUGAAUUGGAGGACCCAGUGGAGAACAUUGGAGCUAAAUUAGUGAGACAGGCAGCUGCUAAGACCAAUGACUUGGCUGGCGACGGCACAACAACAUCUGUUGUUCUUGCACAGGGUCUUAUUGCUGAAGGAGUCAAGGUUGUAGCUGCUGGUGCGAACCCUGUUCUCAUCACACGAGGUAUUGAGAAGACCACCAAAGCUUUGGUGUCCGAACUAAAGUCAAUAUCAAAGGAGGUUGAAGACAGUGAACUAGCAGAUGUGGCCGCUGUUAGUGCAGGAAACAACUACGAGGUAGGAAACAUGAUAGCUGAAGCCUUGAGCAAGGUGGGUCGGAAUGGUGUUGUGACCCUUGAAGAGGGGAAAAGUGCGGACAACUUUCUCUAUGUCGUUGAAGGAAUGCAAUUUGACCGUGGUUACAUUUCACCUUAUUUUGUUACCGACAGCGAGAAAAUGGCAGUGGAGUACGAGAACUGCAAGUUGCUUCUUGUUGACAAGAAAAUAACAAACGCAAGGGACCUUAUCAAUGUUUUGGAGGAUGCCAUCAGGGGUGCAUACCCAGUUUUGAUAAUUGCAGAAGACAUUGAACAAGAAGCACUGGCAACUCUUGUUGUGAACAAGCUUAGAGGGGCACUCAAGAUUGCUGCCUUGAAAGCUCCUGGCUUUGGAGAGCGCAAGAGCCAAUACCUUGACGAUAUUGCUAUUCUCACUGGAGGAACUGUGGUCAGAGAUGAAGUGGGGCUCACCUUGGACAAAGUAGGCAAGGAGGUCCUCGGUCAGGCUUCAAAGGUGGUUCUUACGAAGGAUACCACCACUAUUGUUGGUGAUGGAAGCACGCAGGAAGCAGUAAACAAGAGAGUUGCACAGAUUAGAAAUCUUAUUGAGGUUGCUGAGCAAGACUAUGAGAAGGAAAAACUUAAUGAGAGAAUCGCUAAAUUAUCUGGUGGUGUUGCUGUGAUUCAGGUUGGAGCACAAACUGAGACAGAGCUCAAAGAAAAGAAAUUGAGAGUUGAAGAUGCUCUUAAUGCAACAAAGGCUGCUGUAGAGGAAGGUAUUGUAGUAGGUGGUGGAUGCACCCUGUUGAGAUUGGCAUCAAAGGUGGACGGAAUCAAGGACACCCUCGAGAACGAAGAGGAAAAGGUCGGAGCUGAUAUUGUUAAGAGAGCUCUGAGUUACCCAUUGAAAUUAAUUGCCAAGAAUGCGGGAGUUAAUGGAAGUGUUGUCAGUGAGAAAGUGCUCUCCAGUGACAAUCCUAGAUACGGAUUCAACGCCGCAAGUGGAAAAUAUGAAGAUUUAAUGGCUGCUGGAAUCAUUGAUCCAACCAAGGUGGUCAGAUGUUGCCUAGAACAUGCAUCCUCCGUUGCGAAAACGUUCUUAAUGUCGGAUUGCGUAGUUGUUGAGAUUAAGGAGUCAGAACCGGUGCCUGCCGGCAACCCCAUGGGCAAUUCAGGAUAUGGAUACUGAGUAAUUUAAGCCUAGCAUGAGAGAGAGAGAGAGAGAGAAUAAAGAUCAAGCUCGGUGGAAAGCAAUACAACUGGUCAUUAGUUGGUAUAUAUAUAUAUAUAUAUAUAUAUAUUUGUGGGGUGACCAAGCUUUUUGUAUACAAACACAAGGAAUUCUAGUGAGAGGGUAGCUUAGCGUCAUGGAGUGCGGCUUGUAUUGAAUUUUGUAGUUUGAUCAGUGAAGAAUUUUAGAAUUGAAUUGAACCUAAAAGAACCAAUUUUUCAAGUUUUCUUCUUUUGUGCA
Messenger RNA from Morus notabilis, 2321 nucleotides. RefSeq names its product chaperonin 60 subunit beta 2, chloroplastic. Bases 228 to 2039 code for a protein of 603 amino acids. The record is from RefSeq and is a predicted model, not a curated record. Gene Ontology annotation, biological process: protein refolding. Lineage: Eukaryota; Viridiplantae; Streptophyta; Magnoliopsida; Rosales; Moraceae. Gene Ontology annotation, cellular component: chloroplast stroma; cytosolic ribosome. Gene Ontology annotation, molecular function: ATP binding; ATP-dependent protein folding chaperone. The transcript has 15 exons.